UAUCUCUCUUGUUUGCUUUUAAUCUUGCUUCAACAAUGGCUAACACUUCAAGAAUUGAGUUUUGCCGAUGUGGGCGUAUUUGCGAAUUGAAAAUUUCAUGGAGUCCAAAUAAUCCCGGAAGGAGAUUUUUUUCGUGCCCAAUUGAUGAGGCUAGAGGUGGAUGUAAUUACUUCAAUUGGUACGAACCAAGGCAUCCCGAGCAAGCAAAUAAAGUCAUUUAUGGGUUGUUGAAGAGGGUUAAAGCUUUUGAGGAAGAAAAGGCUCGUGCAAGACGAACUAGGAAGAAGUUGGUGUUUGGUGUAGUGUUGUUGUUUGCAAUUUGGUUCCUGUUUUGGAAUUGUAGUCGAUGAUGUUUAGUUUUAGUAAUUAUAAUAGGUUAAAUUGCAGUGCAUUUUGAUGUUUUAGGGAUAGUUUUAUGGACAGUUUAAGGGACUGUUUUAGGGACUCACAAAGUUGGCCAAAUUUUGUGAUUUUGUGUAAUUGUAUAUGACCACACUUUUAUGAAUCGAAUGAAUAUA
Messenger RNA from Lycium barbarum (goji berry), 518 nucleotides. RefSeq lists its product as uncharacterized. The record is from RefSeq and is a predicted model, not a curated record. The transcript is spliced from 2 exons. Gene Ontology annotation, molecular function: zinc ion binding. Lineage: Eukaryota; Viridiplantae; Streptophyta; Magnoliopsida; Solanales; Solanaceae. Bases 36 to 350 code for a protein of 104 amino acids.